Molecule: messenger RNA, 1188 nt
Organism: Lytechinus variegatus (green sea urchin)
Lineage: Eukaryota; Metazoa; Echinodermata; Echinoidea; Temnopleuroida; Toxopneustidae
Product: pollen-specific leucine-rich repeat extensin-like protein 1
Exons: 2
Coding region: 135-980 (281 amino acids)
Source: RefSeq, a predicted model, not a curated record
UAAGUGUCAUUUCUCAAAUAUCGUUGCUCAACUGUACACGCACAUUACGAUUUGCUCCUCAGAAUUUAGCUCCAUAUAUUUCAGUUAAAUAAUCAUUUAUUUCUGCAAGCUUGUUUAGUGGAAUAACAAACAACAUGCUCAAUACUGGAUCUUCAAAGUAUUUGCAGUUGCCUGCCCAUGACUCGACAGACAUUGGUAAACCAAGUCCUUUGGCUCUUCUGGCUGCAACAUGUCAACGAAUUGGUGCUGGAUCACCACGGCCUUCUCAACCUACGAUGAAGUAUCGACCAAGUUCUCCUUCCCCGAGCAUCGGUAAACCUGAGCAACCGACCAGGCGCCCGACUCCACCUCUCGUCUCUGCACCCGUUCGAUCGCCCAUCAUGGCCGUGUCACCAGUCGAGAGAGAGGCUCCUGCUGCUGUCUCCACGUCUCCAGCCGCUGCCUACCAGCUCCCGCUCACUCCGCCAUCAUCGCCUCCACAAGUUGAGAGCAAAGUUUCCCCACCUCCACCCACCAUGAUGAGUGUGCCCGCUCCAGUCAGCAGCCCAGCCGAACGACUCGCCUUCCCCGCUGAGCACCCGGGUCAUCUUCCUCUCCAGCCCGUUCUACACAUGCCGAGCCUGCACUACUCGCCAUACACGAUGGUGGUCCCCAGCAUCACUCCGUAUUCAAGCUGCGUGAGCCAGUGCCGUUGUACUCAUACUCCUCAUCUCCCGGCAGUCCACCCCGUGCUUCUUCCAGCCAGCUCCGUCUCCGGUGCCCCACUCCAUCCAGCAGCUCAGAUGUCGCCACCCUUGUCGUUUGGACACUAUCUGCACCAUCACGACAUCGAAAGUCGGUUCUUGUCGUCUGCUGGGAAGAUCAAGUCUCACCAGGUUGUGAAAUCGUCCGAACGAUUGUAUCGUCCAUACGAGCUCAGCAAGCCCACAAGUCGGAAACCAGUCCUUGAUGAGGAAAUCAUUGAUGUUGUCUCCGUUUGAUAGUACUAGCAGCACUGAACUUUGAUAUAUACAGAACUUCUGAAGUAAAAGUAUUGUGUCUGUAUAGACACACUGAACACCAUGAACUUUAUGAGAACUGAUUACAGCUGGACUGGAUCUUGUCAUUAUUUUUUUAUGAUCUUGCCUACAUAUCAUUAUGUUGAAGAUGAUUAAAGUUUGGUUUUAUUACCAUUCUGAUCAAAACGAA